Messenger RNA from Blumeria graminis f. sp. triticale, 174 nucleotides. NCBI's taxonomy places the organism in Eukaryota, Fungi, Ascomycota, Leotiomycetes, Helotiales, Erysiphaceae. The record is from the annotation of a GenBank genome assembly.
UCAAAAUUGCACCCAUCGCCAUCAUCGGUCACAAUACAGGCCGCUGAGCGCCCCGCUCAUUGCCUACCGUACUCUGAUUAUUCACUUUGUUGCCCAGUAUUGAUGGUCAAAUUAUCUGGAGUGUGGAAGAUUUCAUGUAUACAAGGGAGAGUCAUAGCGUCGAUAGAAAAAUGA